AUGCAACCAUCAUACAUUCAUUCCCUAACCACGUUCUUGUUUGGUGACUCCUUAGUCGAUGCUGGAAACAACGACUAUCUCUUCACUCUUUCGAAGGCUGACACUCCGCCAUAUGGUAUAGACUUCUCGCCUUCUGGCGGCCAGCCUACCGGGAGAUUCACAAAUGGCCGGACUGUUUCUGACAUUAUAGGACAGUCUUUAGGAGACAAAUUUCUUCCACCACCAUAUUUAGCUCCAAACACACAAAUUAAUGCAACUGAUGCUGGAAUAAAUUAUGCCUCGGGAUCAGCUGGAAUAUUGGUUCAAACUGGAUCCUUGUUUGUAGGAAGAAUUCCACUACAGGAGCAAGUGCAAAAUUUUGAGCAAACUAGAGCUCAAAUAGUUGCUAAAAUGGGAGAAAAAGCUACAAAAAAUUUCCUAAGGAAUGCAAUUUUUUCAAUAACAGUAGGGUCUAAUGAUAUCCUCAACUUUAUUCAACCAUCUAUACCAUUUAUUGGGCAAGAUAAGGUUCAACCUGCCAUUUUUCAAGACCAAAUGCUCUCCAACUUGACUAUGCAACUCAAGCGAUUACACAAAUUGGGGGCAAGCAAGUUUAUUGUAGUAGGGAUCGGACCUUUGGGAUGCAUACCAUUUGUUCGGGCUAUGAAGCUAGAUUGGUUCGAGAAGUGCUCGAAUGAGGUGAACGAAUUAAUUCAAGGCUACAACAAAAAAUUAAUCAGAGAGUUAAGUUUGCUAAAUGAAGAAUUGGGACAAGAAGCAGUGUUUGUCUAUGCAAACUCCUAUGACAUCUUUAUGGACAUCAUAUCUAAUUAUCAACACUAUGGGUUCGAAAAUGCGAAGGACCCGUGUUGUGGUGGAUAUUUUCCCCCAUUUUUGUGCUUCAAAGGGAAAAACAUAAACACAAGCUCCGAAUUGUGUGAAGAUAGGUCUAAAUAUGUGUUUUGGGAUGCAUAUCAUCCUACUGAAGCAGCCAACUUAAUCAUGGCCAAGAAAUUGCUUGAUGGUGAUAAAAGAGUCACUUCUCCAGUCAAUCUUCGACAGCUUUAUAAAAAUCAAAAUUAAUUAGGUUAUCUAUACAUAAGUGUGA
Molecule: messenger RNA, 1087 nt
Organism: Chenopodium quinoa (quinoa)
Lineage: Eukaryota; Viridiplantae; Streptophyta; Magnoliopsida; Caryophyllales; Amaranthaceae
Product: GDSL esterase/lipase At5g41890-like
Exons: 6
Coding region: 1-1062 (353 amino acids)
Molecular function (GO): hydrolase activity, acting on ester bonds
Source: RefSeq, a predicted model, not a curated record